AAGUGAGAUUCAGUCAUAUGAAAGACUAAACAAGAAAGAUGCUUACUGAGUAAGGUGGGAUCCAACAAGGGUGUAGUACAGAAUGCAACAAUUUAUGAAUUACUUUUUUCUAAGGUAGCUAAACAUAACAACAUUUAAUGAAGAAAGGCAAACUUACCUAUCUGGUAUAUUUGUGAUUCCUGAUGAUUAAUUACUUGAAGAUUAAUACAUUUGAAAUUCACCAGUCUUAGAAAUGGAAGAAAGUGAUGAACCUGAUCAGCCUAUCUCAGCAGGGAGGCAAGAAAUUCGAAAGAGAAGACGACCCAGUCAACCAAUGGUAGAUAAAUCCCAGCAGACCGAAGUGACAGAGAAAAAGAAAAAUUUGCCUAUAUCACAAUCAUCUGGCCCUAAAGUGACCCUUAGUAUUGGUAACAUUCCUGGAAGUAAAGUCAAUGGUGAGCCUUUCAGAGUAUCUUCUCAACUUCGGCAAAGUUGGACAAAGCGAAAGCAUGUACAGGAUAUGACUGAUAAAUCUCUGCAAACAGACACUAUUGUAGAAGAGAAAAAAGAAGAAAUCAAACCAGUUGGUGAAACAGUGGUAUCUGAAGAAAUGUCAGCUGCUCUUGGAGAAGCAGUCCCUGAAUUUCCAGAAAGUGUUCAGGAAGUAGAAAUUCUGACAAGCAGACACUCCAUUCAAUUCAAAAUAGACAGAUCUCAGCAGACCAGUUGUACUGGAGACUGGACAAUGAUGAACAUUCCUCAAAAAGAAACAGUGGACAGAGAACAGCAGACAUACUUUAGUGAAUCAGAAAUAGUGGUAAUUGGUAGGCCAGAUAGCUCUUUUUCAAAGUCAAAUGAAGUUGUGCAGAAACGUAAAUCCUCAGGGAAGAUUUUCAUUAGUGAACAUCCUGAAUUGCAACCCUCAACAAGUAGAGAUGAAGCAAUUAGGCAGGUAGGUAUUAGCAGAUCUUCAUUUAGUCAGCAAAGCAAAAAAGGUAGUUUGGUACCUUUAGAAGAUGAGCAGUACGUUCUAGGUGAGGUCCAGCCUCCCAUUGCAGAGGAGGUCUCUGCUGAAGUGCAACCUACACCAGCUGUGGACAUUAUUGCAGGAAAGUCCUCUACUGAACUUCAGCCUCCACAAAUUGAGGAGGCUCCAGCAGAAAAGGGCCCUGCCAAAGUACAGCCAAGCCUGGGUGAAGAGUCUCUUUCAGAAGGGCCUCUUGCUGAAGUUCAGUCUCCAAAAGUUGAAGAAGCUCCUGUACAGCCUUUCCCAGAUGAGGAGACUCCUGAAGAAGAGGCCCCUGCUAAAGUAGAGUCUAUCUCUGCUGAAGAGGCUUUUUCAGAAGAGCCUCUAUCAGCUGUAGAGGCCCCUACAGAAGAGGCCUCAGCUGAAGUUCAGUCUCCACCAGCUGAAGAGGCCCCUGCAGAGGAGGCCCCAGCUGAAGUUCAGUCUCUACCAGCUGAACAGGCCCCUGCAGAGGAGGCCCCAGCUGAAGUUCAGUCUCUACCAGCUGAAGAGGCCCCUGCAGAGGAGGCCCCAGCUGAAGUUCAGUCUCCACCAGCUGAAGAGGCUCCUGCAGGAGAGGCCCCAGCUGAAGUUCAGUCUCUACCAGCUGAACAGGCCCCUGCAGAGGUGGCCCCAGCUGAAGUUCAGUCUCUACAAGCUGAGGAGUCCCCUGCAGAGGAGGCCCCAGCUGAAAAUCAGUCUCCACCAGCUGAGGAGACCCCUACAGAGGAGGCCCCAGCUGAAGUUCAGUCUCCACCAGCUGAGGCCCAAGUUGAAGUUUAUUCUCCACCAGCUGAGGAGGCCCCAGUAGAAGAGGCCAGAGCUGAGGUUCCGUUUCCACCAGCUGAGGAGACCCCUGCAGGGGAGGCUCCAGCUGAAGUUCAGUCUCCACCAGCUGAGGAGUCCCCUGCAGAGGAGGCCCCAGCUGAAGUUCAUUCUCCACUAGCUGAGGAGGUCCCUGCAGAAGAGGCUCCAGCUGAAGUUCAGUCCCCACCCGCUGAAGAGGCCCCUGCAGAGGAGGCCCCAUAUGAAGUUCUGGCUCCACCAACUGAGGCCCCAGCCGAAGUUCAGUAUCUACCAGCUGAGGAGGCUCCUGAAGAAAAUACCUCAUAUGAAAUUUGGUCUCCAUCAGCUGAGGAGGCCUCUGCUGAACUUCGGUCUCCAUCAACUGAAGACACUACUUUAGAAAUGGUCUCUGUUGACAAACAGUUUCCAGAAGCCAAGGAGGACUUUAUUACACAAAUCUCUGUAGAAAAUGACCUUAUUCCACCAUCUGAACAAACUGCUGCAUAUGAGGUUCUGGUAGACCAUGUGUCUACUGAAUAUCAAAAUCUCCAGGCUGAUGUCCCAGGGAUAAAAUUAGAAUCAAAGGUUUUGGAAGAUCAGCAAAAACUCGAAGGGCCUUUGGAACUGGAUCCUGUCCCUGAUGAUUUGUCUAAUAUCAAGAAAGAACAGGUUCCUACCUUUGAAAUAGAGGGUGUCAUCCAUGUACAACUAGAAUAGAGGCCUCUUCCUCAGCUCUAGUUAGCUCUUAACUAAGCUAGCAAUCAGAAGCUACAGGCUUCUGGACAUACACACUUAAGAAAAGUAUAGGUAUCUGGAAGUAAAUACCUAAAAGGAAAUCCCAAGAUGUGGGCUGCUGGCUGGAAAACGAACAAUAAAAACUAGUGGUUUAAAAUUA
Molecule: messenger RNA, 2666 nt
Organism: Acinonyx jubatus (cheetah)
Lineage: Eukaryota; Metazoa; Chordata; Mammalia; Carnivora; Felidae
Gene: FSCB
Product: fibrous sheath CABYR binding protein
Exons: 1
Coding region: 233-2488 (751 amino acids)
Biological process (GO): negative regulation of protein sumoylation
Cellular component (GO): sperm principal piece; sperm fibrous sheath
Molecular function (GO): calcium ion binding
Source: RefSeq, a predicted model, not a curated record